GCCGAUUCAUUUCGCCACGCCUGUCCUUAGUGCUUAGCUUUCAUGUCACCUUUUCUUCGUGUAAGGAGAUCAUCGGGACAGAAGACAUUGUCAUGGACGAUUUGCAUCAACAAUGGGAGCGAUAACGUGUGGAAACCUGCCACUCUUUGCAACAAUAUUGCAAAAUAAGUUUGUGAAGUAUGGGAUACUAUGCAAGCUGAAUUGCAUUUUUGGAGAAGUGCUUUCAUAUUAAGGAAAAAGUUAAGCAUUCACAGAUGCAGCUUCAUUCAGUGGAUGUAUGACCAUGGAUCAUGAAGAGGUGCAGACAGAGCUGGAUGAUGGCGGUUCUCUUGGGACUGGUGUUAAGGAGCAGCAGUGUCACCUCUGUCACCAGCUGCUUGACAGUGAGGCAAAGCUCCAGUCAGCCAUCCAGGAGCUACAGACCUUACGUACACAGCAGGCCGAUGAGAUGCAGGAGGUGGAGAGUUAUGUUGCCCACAUUCGUGGGCUGCUGGAAGAGCGCGAGGGCCUUACUGCAGAUUAUGAGAGGGACAAUGAACAGUUGCGACAAGAGCUCCACCAGAUCAGACAACAACAAGAGAAUCAGAGCAAAGAGCUUGCAGAGAUGUUGGCUCAGGAGGACCUUGGGGAAAUUGGCCUGAGCAGUCCCAGUGAGCAAGUGGCUUACUUGCUUGUGGAGAGGGCCACUUUACUGGAGAGGCUGGAGGCCGUAGAAAGGAGACUUGAGAGUCAAAGCUUCACUGACAGCUUAUUAGAAGUCCAUCACCAGGAGCAUAUUCACCAUACUAUGGGGGAUGAGCUGAGGCAGCAGAGGGAGGAUAUGCAGAAAACCAUAGAUAACAUUAAGUGCUCUACCCAGAGUCCAUGGAAGAAGUUGUUUGGGCUGCGCAGGUCUGGUCAGAGCAAACACAAUAUUACCCCUGCCCACAGUGAGGAGAUUUCCCGAGAGAAAAAUGAGCGCCAACGAUUGGAGCGAGACCUUGAAGAGGCAUCCAGGAGGCUGGCAAUGGCUCAUCAGGAUAUUCGCAGACUCACCAAUGAGCUGGAUGUUGCCAAGAACAACAACCUGGACCCAAGUGGGUCUGAGCUGCAGGGAACGUUCCAAGAAUUAGAGAACCUGAGGAAGGAAGUGGACAAACUGAAACACUGUGAUAUGAUGAAGCUGCAACGAGCCAAAGAGCAAAAUGACAGACUAGAUACUGAGAACAGAGCUCUGAGAGAGAGAGUCCGCACUUUAGAUUCUGAAAAGAAAAGUCUCCAGGAUCAGUUGGAAAUAAAUGAUGUGAAAAAAGGUGAUCAAAAGAACAAGGGUGUUAACUGUGAACUACAAAACAACAACCAACCUGGCUUGUCAGACCAAGAAAAGGAAUGCCUUCACAAACGAUGUCGCGAAGCGAUGGAAGAUGGAUUAGUACAGGUGAAGGAGCUGCAGCGACAACUUCAGAGGCUCCGUAAGCAACAAGAAGAGCUUGAGGAGAGGAACGAGGAGCUUGAGGCCGUCCUGGGGGAGGCCCAGAACACCAGCAAGGAGGAGAGACAUCGACAUGAAGGAGAACUGGAAGGACUUCACAGAAGGAUCAAAAGCCUGGAGGCAGAGCUGAAGAAGCAAAGUACCUCAGAAAAAAUGAUGAAGAAUGGAGAAGAUGUCAAAAGCAGUGAAUCUUUCCUACAACUGCACCUGAGGGACAGCAGUCAGGAGAGGCUGGCUCUGCUAGAGGCUCGUCUGACUGAGGAGAAGGACUGGAGGAAACAGCUGGAGGUUGACCUUGGUGCUGCCCAGGCUGCACUCAAAAAAGACAAGGAGGCUUUGCAGAUAGGUGAGCGAGAACUGAAGAAGCUGAGACUUGAAGUCAACAGCCUUCAGACAGAAUGCCAACAAGGGAAAACACUCAUCAAGAGCCUCACUCAAGUCAAAGGAGAGAAAGCAGUUCUGGAAGAAAAGGUGGCCCAGAUGGAUCGUGCCCAGAGCCGGCUGCAGAGCGAGCUGGAACACUACAAGGCCAGUAACCGAAGCCGGGAGGACCUCAAGGAAAACAAACUUCUGGUGGACCAGCUACAGGACCAGGCUGACAAGCUAACUGCUGAACUCAGCAGCCUCCAGACAGCACACAACACCUUGAGGGAAGAGAUGGUUGCUGAGCGGCUGCAGACAGCUGAACUCCAGGCAAAGCUGAGCUCAAGUGUCCAGGAGAAGCUGACGGCUGAAGGAGAAAGAGAGAAAUUGAAGCUAGAGAUCCAGCGCCUUAAAGAGCAGAUCAAGUGGCAGCAGGAGCAGCUCUCAUCUUCAAAGGAAGCACUUAUUAGCAAAAAGGAGCCUGAGCUGCACGCAGCUCAUCUAGAAUCCAGGCUUAGUCCAGUGAGGAGGACAAAGGAUGAGGGCUUGGAUCAGGUUUCACAUCUUAAGCAGGAGCUAAAUCAUCUCCAGAACAAACUUGAGGAGGAUCGUCAGCUGGCCUCACAGCACCAACUGGGCCUUCAGGCUCAGGUCAAUGAAGCCCAAGCGCAUAUCAAGUCCCAGGAUUUAGUGCUGAGCCAGAAGGCAGAGGAGGCUAAACAGAUGAAGCAAGACCUGCAGAGGGUCCAGAAUCUCUUCACCUCAGCAGAGCGAGAGCUGCGCUAUGAGAAGGAGAAGAACAUGGACCUUAAGAGACACAACACCCUGUUAGACCAGGAAAAACUCAAGCUUUGUGCAGAGCUGAAGCAGAUCCAGACCAAGCUGGUCCAGAUGGAGCAGAGUGUCCACACUCAGGUCGGCGAAUGUGAACGUCAGCAGCAGAAAAUUAGAGAACUUGAACUGGAACUAGCACGCAGCUCAACAAACCUCAGUGCCAAAACAAGUUUGCAGGAAGAGCUGCAGGCAGAGAGAGCUCGUCUGAUUGCUGCUGACAAGAAGGUGUUGGAGCUUCAGCAGCAGCUAAAAACUGCCCAACAUCAACUGCGUGUGGAGGAAGCACGGGCAGGUGAGAGUAGUCGUCUGGAGAGGGACAGCAGAGAUCUAUCUGAUACCAUAUCAGCACUGAGAGCCAAGCAGCAGGAAGAACAGAUCACCAGGAAGCUGUUAGAGCAGCGCGAGGAAGAGUUGCAGCAGCAGUUGCGUUCCCUGAGGCUGAAGGAGGCCUCAAUGACUAGGAUGAAUGCAGAGCUCAGCCAACGGGCUCAACAGCUGGACACACGGCUGGCCAUCGUGGAGGCUGAGCUUAGCAAGGCCAGAGAUGAGGUGAGGGACAGCCAGAAGUCCUGCAACAAGCUACAGGAAGAAUUGGGGUCCAGUCAUCAGGAGUGUGACAGAAUGCAGGGGGAGCUGCAGCAAGUUCUGCUACAACUGGACACACACAUUAGGAAGUAUAAUGAAAAGCAGAGUCAGCAUAAGACCAAGCUGCGUCAAGCCAAGCAGGUCUUUCUCAAGGCCACCGCACAGAGGGAUCGUAUCAUACAGAAAUUGGAGAACGACCUGCUGCUGGCCUCAAGCCUCUCAUACAAGGAAAAGGAAAGAAUUAACACGGUGACAGAGGAAAAUGAGAAGCUUUUGGAGGAGAAAAGGGAACUUUUGCAGAAGAUAAGUGAAGCAGAGGAAAUGGGCAGCAAAGGAAUGAGGACUGCCUCAACUGUCCAGUACAGGGUCAACGUCUUGGAGAUGGAGAACAGACAACUUCAGGAUAGAACCCUGAAGCUCUCCAAUCAAGUCAGUUCUUUAGAGCGUGCCCUAAAGAACGUCCAGUCGUACUACAGUGUGGAGAAUGCUAAGAAAGUGCUCCCCUCUGAAAGCCUUUGUGAUGGUCUCCUGCAUACGUCUUCUCUAAGUCUGACAUCAGGUUCAUGCGACCCCCUUGACAUCCUGGAUGCAAUUUGUCGUGCAAAGGUGGGUGAGCAUAUGGUGGUUGAUACCAGUCGAGCGUCAGUCUCAUCUACACAUCACCAAUCGGAGCAAGGCUACCUGAAUCUCACAUCCCCAUUGGUUCCUCCGGACUCCAGAGGAACUGAGGAGAGCAGUCAUGACACAGACCAGGUAUAAGCGGUUUUAGGUGAGGAACUACAUCAUCACUAACUCCCAAUGGAAAAAGAAAUCUGCAUUAAAUUGUGAAAUAUAAAACUAGUAUAAAGGGCAGUAAUAAUGAAUGGGAGCUUCCACUAUAGUUCUGCUCAGGGUGAUAUGCCAUUUGUUAAGCAACCUAGAUUGGUGUUUGGAACGCAAGUUCCAAGAAGAAGAAAAAUAACCUGUGAGUGUCAAUCAACUAUUUUACACAUGGUUAUGAUAAUGUUUUAAUGCACAGGUGAGUUACGUAUAUGUCUGGGAAAGUGGUCAGUUGUUUGCAUCAGCACACCAAAGCAAUAAGAAUGUUUGAAAGCCAUAUGUUGGCUUAUGGGAAUGAUAAUCAUUUUUAAAAAUAUGGAUAAUGUAAAAUAUGUGGACGUUUAUUUUACUAGCGCUGUGGAUAUCUUUAAGACAUUUCAUGAGGGAAACUGAUGACAGAUGUUUAACUUGAGCACUUUAUUUGAUGUGUUUACAUUUGGAGAUAAUGUAGCAGUGGAAACAACAGAGGGUCUAACAGUGUAUUGAUAACAUGUAUUUUUACAGUUAAUCAUUGGAGUUUUUCAAUGCCUCUUAUGGCUUUGUGUGAGUAUGGUUUUACUGUGUCUAAGAAAACUUAGAAAACACAUUUGCAUUUUUAUGAGUUUACUAAAUAGGACUUUUACUGUAUGUGGCAUUGUUAUUAUCACAGUCUGGCCUGUUCUGAGAUUUGUCAGCUGUACUGUUUAAGCCAUCCCAGUAUUUACAUUUGAGCUCCACUCUUAAAAAAAGAAGCCAAAAUGUCAGGAAGCCACUGAAUUCCAAGAGGGUUUUUUGUGUCUAUUUCAAGCAUCCCAUGCUUUUUUUCUUUUCUUUUUUUUUUUUGAGUUGGUCAACCUCAGUGUUUUCCUCCAGGGACAGUAAACAGAAAGGACUUCUACUAAUGCACAAAGAUAUGUGUGUGACAAGGCAAUCAAUUACACUUAAAGGUAGAAGUAUACAAUAUUAAGUAUACAGUGCUUAACAAAUUUAUUAGAUCACCCUAACCCUAACCAAAGUAAGGUUUAUGCCACAGCUGCCCUAAAUUAGCAGCAUUGGUAAUUACCAAA
Molecule: messenger RNA, 5118 nt
Organism: Cheilinus undulatus (humphead wrasse)
Lineage: Eukaryota; Metazoa; Chordata; Actinopteri; Labriformes; Labridae
Gene: ccdc30
Product: coiled-coil domain containing 30
Exons: 27
Coding region: 278-4012 (1244 amino acids)
Source: RefSeq, a predicted model, not a curated record